CUCAACACAGCAUUCCAAUAUUAGUCGCGCGCUGUCUCUUGAAUAGUAAACACGCAAAACAUCAAGAAUCAAAAGAGCUUUAAUUUUUUAACAAACUAUUUUGUGUUAUUUUUUGCAUGUGUGCUGCUUAAAUUUUUAAAACGAAAAUUUACAAUUGUGUUUUAUAAGAAGGGUCCCACAAAAUUAUCAUUGAAAUAUCAGUGAGAGUGGAAAAUAAAAAAGAGAUUUUUUUUUUCUAGUGACGAUGCGAUCACUUCUGAUUUUAGCUGUGGUUCUGCCACAAAUAGUUUUUUGUGAAAAUGAAAAUGUUAAUUUAAAUGCGAAUUCAAAUAAUGAUAAUGAGAAAUUAACUCAAGGUAGUCAUUUGACGCCGGCACAGAGUCUAUACUGUAAUGAUUUAAAUCCCCAAAUGCAUUUGGAUUUUAAUAUGCUCAUGGGUUUGUGGUAUGGUGCUGAAAUAAUUACUCAUCAUGAAAGUGAAGCAUAUGAGACUGUCUAUGAUUCCUGUGUAGUUGUUCAUUUAGCGGAUGCCAAUGAGCUUGGAAAUGACGAUUAUGAUUACUCAAAUUACGACGACAGAGUGGUCAGCCAAAGGCAACCUGUUUCACACAAUCGACAGAAUUACAAUUUCCAUGGCUCUAAUCGACGACUUCGUUUAAUCUGGGAUGAGAAAGGACGAUCAUUGGAAUAUACAUUAAGAGUUGACUCAGCACGACGUGGUUUCUGGAUGACGUCUGGACCACAAAAAGGAACAAUGCUAGACUUACCAUACAGUCAAUUUACUGGAACCGUACAAGUGAUGAAAGCAGUGGGAAAUCAUCUUGUCCUAACAUUCUGUGAAACGUUGCCAAAGAGUCAAAUGUUUACAAUUAUCUUAACUCGCAAACCUCAUCUGUUAUCGCGUGAUGAUGUUCAAUCAGUGAGAAAUCUCCUACGACGUCGUGGCUUGAGUGUUCAAUCUGUACGAAAAGUGUGUCGCAACUCCUCAGUGACAAUAAAAUCAAGCAUUAUGUUGACAAUUAUUACAUUCAUUAUUGCAUCGCUUCUCAGUCGAAAGGUUUAAUAAUGGGAUGGAAGACGUCACAAGAGAUUACACAGCAGUUGAAAAUUAAAUUUGAUUAUUCAAAAUUUCUUAUGUUUAUUAUUUUGAGGAUGCUCGCAUCAAAAACAUUUCGGCACGCUUUAAUUUUUUUUUGUUUCUAUUCCAUCCUUUUCAUGUUCUUUAAAAUGCCAGAAUUUAAUUCUUGGUAAUUUCCUUUAAUUACUGAUGAUUGAGUUCAUUUAAAUUAUUUUCAUGGAUCUUCAUUUUCUAAAUUUUGUUAGUAAUUUAUUCAUUAUCAUGUGUGCUUUAAUAGAAUAAGAAGGGGGAAAUUAAUUUAUUUGAUAAUUUUGUAGCAAGUUUAUUGUAGAAUUUAUCAAAAAUCAAGUGAUUGGUAUUAUUCUUAGUAAUUAGCAUGAACAUUAUACUGAGUUGUUUGGAAAAACAAUACUGCCAUUUUUAAGGACACAGAAAUUUUCAAAAAAUUGACUUACAAUCUUUAUCAACAUUGAAUAAUUUCAUGAUAUUUACUGGAAUAUUAAAAUUGUAAUCUUUCAUGCGAUCCAUGAAAGUACAUUAAAGAAUUUUUUUAAAAUAUUUACUAAUUUAAGUGUAUAAUAGAUUUAAUUAAAUCAUGAGAGUCACUAUGCAUUAAUUUUUUUUAAAAAAGAUAAAAAGAAUUAUAAAUGAACUUUGAAUGGAAAAUGUUCUCAAAAAUAUAGAAAAUAAUGCUAGUAUUUAUUUAAUAUAUGUAAUAUUUCUGCAAGGAAUGAAUUUUUUAAUAAACAAAUUUUUAAAGAUUUACUCCUUUGCACUAACUACUGAUGAUUGUAACAAUAAUUUUAAUACAUAAUGAAAUUUCCGCUGACUACCAAAAACAACUUAUUAAUUGAUUAAU
This is a messenger RNA of Chironomus riparius, 1937 nucleotides long. Lineage: Eukaryota; Metazoa; Arthropoda; Insecta; Diptera; Chironomidae. The record is from the annotation of a GenBank genome assembly.